Messenger RNA from Acomys russatus (golden spiny mouse), 2237 nucleotides. RefSeq names its product HHIP like 2 (gene Hhipl2). The coding region runs from base 66 to 2237 and encodes 723 amino acids. The record is from RefSeq and is a predicted model, not a curated record. The transcript is spliced from 9 exons. NCBI's taxonomy places the organism in Eukaryota, Metazoa, Chordata, Mammalia, Rodentia, Muridae.
GGGAACUUGGGCAGACUGGGCAGACCAACCCAGGAAGGCAGCAGCAGAGAAUCUUCAAGGCCCAAAUGCUGGGAAAACAUACCAGCCCACACACAGUUCCUGGUCGUCAUCGGGCCCCAUGGCUUUCUCCUGGCCUUUCCUGCCUGGGCCUCACAUUCUUGUUGGUCUGGGUGGGCCUGCUGCAGGGACACCCCCAGUGCUUGGAUUAUGGACCACCCUUCCGUCCUUCUCUCCACCUGGAGUUUUGCUCUGACUAUGACUCCUUUGGCUGCUGCGAUCGGCGCAAGGACCACCGCAUCGCUGCCCGGUACUGGGACAUCAUGAACUACUUUGACCUGAAGGGUCACGAACUGUGUGGAGGUUACAUUAAAGACAUCCUUUGCCAGGAGUGCUCUCCCUAUGCAGCCCAUCUCUACGACGCCGAGAACCCCCAGACACCGCUCCGGAACCUUCCUGGUCUCUGCUCUGACUACUGCUCUGCCUUCCAUCACAACUGCCAUUCUGCCAUCUCCCUGCUAACCAACGACCGCGGCCUCCAGGAGUCCCAUGAAAAAGAUGGUGCUCGCUUCUGCCACCUCCUCAACCUUCCUGAUGAGGACUACUGCUUCCCCAAUGUGCUGAGGAAUGAUCAGCUCAACCGUAACCUGGGAGUGGUGGCCGAGGACCACCAGGGCUGCCUGCAGCUCUGCCUGGCCGAGGUGGCCAAUGGGCUGAGGAACCCUGUGUCCAUGGUCCACGCUGGGGAUGGCACCCACCGCUUCUUUGUCGCGGAGCAAGUAGGAGUGGUGUGGGUCUACCUCCCUGAUGGGAGCCGCCUGGAACAGCCCUUUCUGGAUCUCAAAAGCAUGGUGCUGACCACACCGUGGAUCGGGGAUGAGAGAGGCUUUUUGGGGCUGGCUUUUCAUCCCAAAUUCCGCCACAACCGCAAGUUCUAUAUUUAUUAUUCAUGCCUGGGCAAGAGGAAGGUGGAGAAAAUCCGGAUUAGUGAGAUGAAGGUUUUUCUCUCUGACCCUAACAAAGCAGACCCCAAAUCAGAGAGGGUCAUCUUGGAGAUAGAUGAACCAGCCUCAAACCACAAUGGUGGACAGCUUCUCUUUGGCCUGGAUGGCUAUCUGUAUAUAUUCACUGGGGAUGGAGGCCAGGCUGGGGAUCCCUUCGGCAAGUUUGGAAAUGCGCAGAACUUAAGUUCUCUGCUGGGAAAAGUGUUAAGGAUUGAUGUGAAUGGGGCAGGCAUGGGUGGCCAACGGUACCGAGUGCCCCUGGACAAUCCUUUUAUUUCUAAGCCGGGCGCUCACCCUGCCGUCUAUGCCUACGGGGUCAGAAACAUGUGGCGCUGUGCUGUGGACCGAGGGGACCCCAUCACACGGCAGGGCCGAGGUCGGAUGUUCUGUGGGGACGUGGGGCAGAACAAGUUUGAAGAAGUUGACCUCAUCGUUAAAGGCGGGAACUAUGGCUGGAGGGCAAAGGAAGGGUUUGCCUGUUAUGACAAGAAACUUUGUCAAAACGCUUCCUUGGAUGACAUUCUGCCCAUCUAUGCUUAUGGCCAUGCUGUGGGGAAGUCGGUCACUGGAGGGUAUGUCUACCGUGGAUGUGAAUCUCCCAAUCUCAAUGGCCUUUACAUCUUCGGGGACUUCAUGAGUGGCCGACUUAUGGCUUUGCAGGAAGAUAGGAAAACCAACAAAUGGAUGAAACAAGACAUCUGCCUGGGCAACUCGUCCUGUGCCUUCCCUGGGCUGAUCAGCGCGUACAACAAGUUCAUCAUCUCCUUUGCUGAAGAUGAAGCAGGGGAGCUGUAUUUCCUGGCCACCUCCUACCCAAGUGCCUAUGCACCACAUGGAUCGAUUUACAAAUUUGUCGACCCCUCAAGGCGAGCCCCGCCAGGCAAGUGCAAAUACAAGCCAGUGCCAGUGAAAACCAAGAGCAAGAAGAUCCAGUUCCGGCCACUUGCCACCACGGUCUUGGACUUGCUGAAGGAGGAAUCACAGAAAGCGGCGGCUCGAAGAUCAUCCAAUGCAACUUUACUUUCUAGCUCAGGCCGGGUUGCAUCUCAGAAGGGCUCCUCCAAGAAGCCAGCUUCUCCCACAAGCAGCAAGAAAACAUUGCAAGGGCCUGGUAGCAAGAAGAAAGGCAGAGUGUGGUUCCCAGGGCCCCACGGCAAGCGGAAGCUGACUCUCCACAGACGUCGCGGUGGGAUAGGGCAGGCAGCACGGAAGUCGCCAGGCGGAAGUCGCCCAUGA